Molecule: messenger RNA, 1538 nt
Organism: Trichoderma citrinoviride
Lineage: Eukaryota; Fungi; Ascomycota; Sordariomycetes; Hypocreales; Hypocreaceae
Product: aminopeptidase
Exons: 4
Biological process (GO): proteolysis
Molecular function (GO): metalloexopeptidase activity
Source: RefSeq, a predicted model, not a curated record
GCCUCCCGUCCUCGCUCGUGACUCUUCUGCCGAGCUUCUCUUGUCUCGUCCUCCCCCUUUCUUUCUUUUACCAUCUCAUUCCCUCCCAACACCUUCCAUACUCCCACAGAAUCAUCAUCAUGGCCGUUCUCAGCAGAUUGGCCCUCACGGCCUCGUUCGCCCUCUGCGGCGUUUCGGCAGCCGGCAUCCAGCAGCAGCCGCUCACGGCUCCGGAGUCGCUGCCCCCUUCACACGAGGCCGUCGCCGACUACAGCUCCAAGCCGCUGAUCGACUCCGAGGCCCUGCAGAGCGCCAUCAGCAUUGACACACUCGUGAAGCGUGCCGAGAGCUUCUACAAGUUCGCAAAGGCCUCUGAGGAGGAAUACGGCCAUCCGACCCGAGUCAUUGGCAGUGCCGGCCACGAGGCGACGCUCAACUACAUCACAAACACGCUGCUCGACCACGGCGACUACUACAAUGUCUCUGUCCAGGAAUUCCCCGUCACGCUGUCCAACGUCUUCCAGUACCGCCUGGUCUUGGCCGAUGAGGUUUCCAAGUCUGCCAUCCCCAUGGGACUGACGCCGCCCACGAAGGACAAGGAGCCAGUCCACGGUGACCUGGUGCUCGUCAAGAACAGCGGAUGCGACGCGUCCGACUACCCCCAGAAUGUCAAGGGUAACAUUGCCUUCAUCCGCCGUGGAACCUGCUCUUUUGGUGACAAGUCUAUCGGUGCCGGCAAGGCUGGCGCCAAGGCCGCCGUCAUCUACAACACCGACGCAGAGGAGCUCCAUGGAACGCUCGGACUGCCCGUGGAGGACCACAUCGCCACCUUUGGCAUUGACGGCGUCGAGGGCAAGAAGAUUCUCGCCAAGCUUAACGACGGCGACGCUGUCGAUGCCAUUGCCUACAUUGAUGCCGAGGUCAAGCAGAUCCAGACUGUCAAUGUCCUGGCCCAGACGGAAGAGGGAGACCCCGACAACUGCGUUAUGCUUGGCGGUCACAGCGAUGGUGUUGCCGAGGGUCCCGGCAUCAACGACGACGGAUCCGGCAGCAUGUCUGUUCUGGAGGUUGCCGUCCAGCUGACCAAGUUCAAGGUCAACAACUGUGUCCGCUUCGCCUGGUGGGCUGCCGAGGAGGAGGGCCUUUUGGGAUCCGACUUUUACGCCGCCAGCCUGUCCGAUGAGGAGAACCAGAAGAUCCGUCUCUUCAUGGACUACGACAUGAUGGCCAGCCCCAACUUUGCCUACCAGAUCUACAACGCAACCAACGCCGAAAGCCCCGCCGGUUCCGAGGAGCUGAGGAACCUCUAUGUGGACUGGUACGAGUCCCAGGGCCUCAACUACACCUUCAUUCCCUUUGACGGCCGCAGCGACUAUGACGGUUUCAUCCGCGCUGGCAUUCCCGCCGGUGGCAUUGCUACCGGUGCCGAGGCUGUCAAGACCAAGGAGGAGGCUGAGAUGUUCGGCGGACGCGCCGGCGAGUGGUUGGACCCGUGCUACCACCAGCUGUGCGAUGACCUCGGCAACCUGAACCACACUGCCUGGGAGGUCAACACCAAG